This is a messenger RNA of Jaculus jaculus (lesser Egyptian jerboa), 1167 nucleotides long. RefSeq names its product putative vomeronasal receptor-like protein 4. Gene Ontology annotation, biological process: G protein-coupled receptor signaling pathway. The record is from RefSeq and is a predicted model, not a curated record. Gene Ontology annotation, cellular component: membrane. Lineage: Eukaryota; Metazoa; Chordata; Mammalia; Rodentia; Dipodidae. Gene Ontology annotation, molecular function: pheromone receptor activity. The transcript has 2 exons. The coding region runs from base 1 to 1167 and encodes 388 amino acids.
AUGAUAUGGAACAACCUCAUCCGGACAACAAUCUUUCCUUCCCUUAAUGGACCUGGAAUUAUGGGGAAUAUCCUAAUAUUUGUGAGACAUGCAUAUAUUUUGGUCAUGGGAACUGAGAGAAAACCCAUAGACCUCAUCCUCAUUCACCUGGCAUUUUCCAAUCUGGCACUGAUUUGUAACAUAGAAAUUGCAGAUAUGUCCACAGUAUUUCACUGGAGGAACUUACUAGGUGAGGCUGGUUGUAAAGUUGUGAUUUUCCUGGGAAGGCUGGCUCGAGGACUCUCCAUCUGCACCACCUCUCUCCUCAGCAUGGUCCAGGCUGUCACCAUCAACCCCAGGAUGACCCCGUGGAGAAAACUCAAACCACAGACUGCAGGGCAGGUUCUUCCCUAUCUCCUCCUCUUCUGGAUCUUUAACUCUCUGAUAAGCUCCAACAUGGUGUACUCUAUCACAGCGGUCACUAAUGUGAACACAUCUGGAGUUCACAUGUAUGGUGGGUACUGCUAUAUGGCUCCAUCCAGCCUAAUAGUGAAGUGGUUUUUCAUCUGUCUCAUGGCUCUUCGUGAUGCCAUAUUUCAGAUUCUCAUGGGCUGGAGCAGUGCCUCCAUGGCUCUCCAUCUGUAUAAACAUCACAAACGUGUCCUCUACCUUCAUAGCUCCAAGUGUGCAAAUAAUUCCAGCCCAGAAAUCAGAGCCACACAGAGCACUCUCAUUCUCAUGGCCUGUUUCCUAUUCUUUUAUUGGGUAGAUUUCAUUUUCUCAUUCUACUUAGGUUCCAUACUUACAUAUGAUUCCAUACUCUUAAUGAUUAACCUUUUUUUACAAGUUGGUUAUGCUGUUUUUAGCCCAUUUAUCCUUAUUAGCAGAUCAUGGAGGCUUCCUGACCUGCUGGGCUGGCACAGCUGCAAAACCAAAGUUACUUCUGCCGCCUCUAGGGGCCAACAUCUAUCCCGGACCUGGGUCGUGGGAUUUGAAAGCAACAAGCUUUCCCAAUGUUCACUUCUUUCUAGUUCUCUUUUCUUGUCCCGGAGAGAAACGGCUUUUGAGCAGACAGCUGGCGAGCGAACUCCCAGAGCUGCACGAAGGGCCUUGAUCUUCCUGCGCGGGGCUUCGGGGCCUGGCGGGAAUGCUCUGAGACGAGAGCGGCCUUCCGCGGCGGGGGAUUAG